GUCGCCAUUUUUAUUUGAAAAAAAUUUAAAUAAUUUUUAUUGAUCGGAAUAUAUGUUUCAACGAAUAAAAACUCAAUUAUAAAGGCUAUUUUUAUAAAGAAAUCUUUUUAUUCAAUCCUUGUAUAUUCCAAAAAAUAUUCAUUAUUAUUACGAUACUUAAUUUAUCACAGGGAUACAAGGGAACAUUUUAUAUUCCUAAACCUGCAUUAAUUCAUCCAAUAAAAAGUAUUUUUUGCUCAAAUAGAUCUUAACAAUUUGAAAGUGAUUAAAAAAUCAAAGCAACGAUUCAACUGGAUCUUCCAUCUAUGUCAUCCAAAUUCACCAAUUAAAAUACUUAAAAAGGUGAUAAUUCCUUCAAUAUCAUCACUACUCAUAGUAUCUAUCUUUACAUAACCCAUCAUGGAUAUAUUUAAUAUAAUAUUUUCUCUAUCAGGGAUUACAUUUAUUUUUAUAAAAAAAUAAAAAAAAAUUAAACUAUCAUAAAAGCACAACUAUACGCUCAAUUUUAUAUCAUCUUAUUAAUGUAAAAUAUUUAAUUUUGUGGAUCAGAAAAUAGACUAAUCCUCAUAUAUUUACUGUGAAAUCACUAGAUUCCAUUUUAUAUUGCAAAAUAAUAUUUUCCCAAAUAAACUGCCUUUAUCAAAAAAUUGUCAAUAUCUAAUCAAAUUAAUCAUUUUAUUUGGAUACUAAAAAAUGCUAUCAAAAUUACUCACUUAUUUAUUAACUACUUUAUAUAUGGUCACACAAACAUUACUCGAAUCAUUCAAACCAUUAUAUUCACUAAUCAGAAAAUAAAAAUUUAAAUGUGGCCCUGUUCUUCAUCUGCAUUGCUGCAGCAAAGGCAGUCAUCUCAUAAUUACAAUAAUUUUAGCAGUCACCAACAUUCUACAAACAAUAGUGGAAUCAUAGGUGGCAAUCCUGGAAUUGCACAAAGGUCAGGUUUCAAUCAUUAUGAACCCAACUUAAACUUGAAUUACCCAAAUAAUUACAAUCCUAACAAUCAUCGCUUUAUCCCAUCAUCUACUCACUCAGGUAAUAACCACCCCUUAUCGUCAAACCCAGCUUAUUUAGGACUGAAUAGCUAUGAAGGAGGUACCAAGUUUCAAUCUGGGAACACUGGAUUUUACCCACCUAACCAGCCCAAUUUCAGUAACAGUGCUGUCCACUUUCAUCAAUCCUCUUAUAACAAUGUAAACCACAAUGCAAGUUUGAACAAGGAAACCUCUGCUGCCACUGCUUGGGCAUAUAACACAAAUGCAUCUGCACAGCCUAUAGAACCAUAUAAUAUCAAUAACUCGCUAAACUCUGGAGGGGCUUGGGGUACCAAAAGGGUAUCAGCAACAGGUGGGAUCAAGCCUACUUAUUACCCACCUGGUAAUGAACGAGCUCCUUCAUCUUUGCAACACCAUAAUCAAAAUCAUUAUGGUAGCAGCAAUGUCAAUUCUAGUAUUCCAUCCAACAGGGAUAACAUAUGGACCAACAGUACUAACACUAACUCAAGUUAUUAUAACCAACUAUCAGACAAUAAUAAUACUAAUAAUGCUAUUGUGAACAACAAUAAUUUUGAAAUUGGAGAUGAUUUUAAUAUCAAUGGACUCCCCAACAAAAAUGGUAUUGAGAGAUCCUCUAACCUAUUUGACAAGGAAUGGAUGAAUGGAGCCCAGCAGCAAUCCAAUAUGAAUAAUACUCAUCAAAGUGCCCCCAAAGCCAAAUCAACUAAUGAGUUAGGUGGGAUCAGCUAUCCUAACACUUUAAAUUCCCUCUUUCCACCUUACAAUAAUACAAAUUAUAAUUCCAGUUCUGAUUCGAGAGAACCUACUCAUGAUUACACCUCAAACUUAUUGGAUAAUAAAAAUAGGCUUGAAGACAAUCACCUAAUCAAUAGUAGCAUAUACCAACAGAAACUUUCUAAUUCAAAUAAUUCAUCCUCUCUCUUUUCUCAUUUCCCUCCAACCUUCUCAAAUGAAAACAAUAAGCUAAUUUCUUCUGAACAUCAACCACCACCUGAUUUUGAUAAUAUAGCUAACAAGGACUUGACAGGCACCUCUGUUUGGGCCUCCAAUACCAAAGAACAAAUGAAUAAUGAUUCGGAUUUUGGGGAUGGCUUCACUCGGUUUUCAGGCUCAACCCCAGAUAGUUCAAACCAUUUAGGCAGUGGGGCUGAUAACAAUGAUAAGGCCAAUAUAAACAACAUCCUAAACAGUAAUAACCAGGUGAUGAGCAGUGAAGACGAAUUGAUAUCUAGAUAUGUCAACGCUCCUACAGGGUGGGGCAAAGUGCCUAUCAAGCAGGAUUCUGCUUGGGAUAGAAAUGAUAGAGUCACCCCAGAUCCCUCUGAUCCUAAUACACUGGGUACCCACUUAUGGAAAUCUCAAAAUAGUUUAAAUAGUGGCAAUUCUAGUGUCAAUACUAAGCCAUUGUUGUCAGGUGGUGGCAAUAAUAACAUGAGCAGUGCAGAUUUUUAUUCUUCCAGCAAUCAUUUGCAAUUGCAGGGACAUAACAUCCCAUAUAAUUCAGGGAAUAAUAAAGAUACAGAGGGCCUGUCUAGUCUAUCCUCCCCUCUCUCGGCUACUUCUUCCAAUUACUGGAAUUGGAAAAAAGAAGAUGAACCCUCUAACCACUACAAUAAACAACCUAGGGAAGGAGGUUUUUCCAAUUAUGCCAAUGACGAAAAUUCCAUGACCCCUUUGCCCAACUUGGACUCUAGCAAAACUAAUAUUGGAUGGCAAUCCAACAACAAUAACUCAAUUCAUUUGAAUGGCAAUAACAACCCCAACUUUAAUAACCAAAUCAAAAAUUUCAACAAUUCCACUGAGCCUUCCUCUGCAUUCCCCCAAAGACCUUUUAAAGGUUUAUAUGCUACUUCUAAUCAAGCCAGCCAAAAAUUUGGAGGUCAACAGAUCGAAUCCUCUCUCAACCAUCUAGAUAAUGGUAAUGGCAAUAAUAAUUUGGAUGAGGACGAUAAUGAAGGGGGUAUAGGUGUGUGGAAAAGCGUGGAGGCAGCUAAACAGGAAACCUCCAUGUACUGGAACCCAAACCUUAUCAACAACAUGCAAAGUGGUGAAUCACUCAGUGUAUUAGACACCUUACCACCACCCCAUUUGAAUUCUUUUAAUGCUAACAAUCAUUCUUUCCCUUUUUCUAACUUGACUACCCAUACUAAUUCCAGUCUGAGCUCUUCUAAUUUAAAUAAUAAUGAAAUUAAGAAUAAUAACCACAGAUUCAACUCAUUAUCAGAUGAGUCUGAGAUGAAUGCUAUCCAUAAUCGGAAUAUGAGUAUGACUGGUUGGGGAGACGAUAGCCGAAACAAUCAAUCUACUACUAUCCCUUAUGACAAAUUCAGAAAUCCAUCCUUAAAUCCCUUGAUGAAUAAUUUUGGGAAUUUACAAGACGAUCUCUCAAAGGCACAUUUUUUUCCCCAAAAUAACAAUCCCCACUUAGCACUUCAAAAUAACGGUAACCCAGAUCAAAAUAAUCUGAUUAGCCCUCGAAAUUCUGACAGCAGUAUGUCGAUUCCUCCAAAAAAUCUUACCAAUAAUAACAAUGAUAUUGACGAUGGGACAGCCAUAUGGGCCAUGAAUACAGGUUCAAAUAAUCCAUCGAAUACUAAUAUGUCGGUAUUUGGGGAGGAAACCGGUUUCGGAAUUUGUGAUGGUGUUAAUAAUCAGGAUAGUAGCAAUUACAAUUCCUACCAUGCUGGCAUGAAUAACAAAUUUAAAGCAUUUACUUCCACCCCUAUGAACAAACAAUUCAAUAGCUCAGUUCCAAUUAAUAACGGUGGUGGAUCUACCAAAUUACUAGAAGGCCAAAAAUUACUUCAAGAAAGGGGUAUGAGCAAUGAAAAAUUAGACUUUCUGGGAUUCAUGCAACAAAAAGAAGAAAUGGAUAAUUUCAUGUCUUCGGCUCAUUCACUGUUACCCAAAGAAGCCUUAGAUUUAUUGACUCAAAAUGGACUCUUGGAGGAAUAUUACACUGAAAGCCUUAAAUCUUCCAAUGACCAUAACAUUAAUAAUGAACAAAACAACUUGAAUACCUCUAUCAUCAAAAUGCUCAACCAAUAUAAACUUAAAAAUAUUACUGGAAACACAAACCCUAAAUCGCAUAAUAGCACUAAUGGCAAUAAUAACCUAAAUUCUUCCAACCUUACUCAAGACAAAUUUAGUUCGUUUAAUGCUAAUAACGCCCUUAGAAAUGCCAAUAAACAAUAUCCCGGUGCGACAAACAAUUCUUUAACACAAUCUCUUUACCUCAAUAAUACCACAAUUUCUAGUCUCAAUAACUCUUCAACUACCAGUAUUAAUUAUCCUUCCAAAAACUUGCAAUCAUCAAAUUUAUUAGAAAAUAGUGAGGGAGGUCUUAGCGAAGGCAGUCCCAAUAUAGGUGGUGUAGGAUUUGGAGGAGAAAAUUUGAUAAACCAACAGUUAGAUCAACUCAAUAUGGCCAUAAGUUCAGGUCUCAUAGAUCCGGCAAUACUGAACCUUAAGCUCUCGCCACAUAUCUUGCUCAUGUUAACACAGUUGCUGAAUUUGCACAAGAAUUCACAGUCCAUCAUGAAUUCUCAAAAAAUGCUGGCCGGGAAAAUUAAAAGUCUAGGUGUUAUGGGCAGCAGCAAUAAUGGGAACUUUAAACAGCAUGCUGAUAUAUUGUCACUUAAGUUGGAACAAGUCAAUCAACAAAUAACUCAACUUCAAAACGCUAUUUCAGUAGCCGUUAAUGAGCAUGUGACCUCUACCCCUGUCGUUGUUUCCAAAAAUGCCGAAAACUCUGUCAAGGAAGGAGGCAUUGGACAAGAUAAUAGUUUAGACUUAGUCUCAAACAACAAUAUGAACCCCUUAUCACCAACCUACCACCAAAAAUCUAGGCUAACUCAAUGGAAAUUGCCUUCCCCACCAGAAAAAGUUAUCAAUGGAGGUGAAAAUAAUGGCGAUGAUGAACAAGUUGAUUCCAUUUCUUUAACAACUCGCUCACAUUCGACGGGUUUUGUUGAUAGCUCAGCCGCCGAAGUGCUCAAAAUAGCCGAGUUCCGACCUGGCAAACCUUGGUCCGGUUUUAAACCGGAUAUCGAAAAUGACCCUUAUAUUACGCCUGGUAUAUUGGCUGCAAAUAAUAGGAAUACCAUCAGCCAUUUGACAGCUAUGAAGGAUCUCCACACAGACAUAACAGGUGAUAAUGCAAAUAUUAACAACACCAUUACCCAAGAAACUAUUGAUAACAUUAACGCAUCUUCCUCUCUCGAUGCUACUUUAGUUGGUUUCAAUCACCUGAACGUUGGAGCUAAUUACGAUUCUGGUUCUAAUCCUCAAUUUUUCCCUUACCACCAAUCCUUAAAUCUUAACCAAAACAUCAACUUAAACAACAAUCAAGGUUCCAACUACAUCAAUCCAAAUUACAAACUAAACGGAAACAAUAAGCACCUAUCUAAUACCACCAAAAAUUUUAGCAGUUCUGCCAGCAGCUUCAACCUAAAUAAUUCAACAUUUCCAAACAACACUGGUGGCAACAAAAAUUUCUCUAGCAUAAAUAAUACUUUGAACCUGAAUAUGAACAACAUGAUGAAUCUUCCCAAUAUUUCAAACAAUGUGUUUGCUAAUAGUGCUGCCGCCAAUAUUGGCUGGAGGUCCAACACUAUCUCGGUCAACGAUUUGGGAAUCAAUAAGCAACAAUUCGGAGAUAAGCCAACAUGGUUGGUUCUUAAAAAUCUAACUUCUCAAGUGGAAGCUACUACAUUAAAAACUCUAUGUUCUCAGCAUGGCAUUGUCAAAAAAUUUUAUCUUAAUAAAGUAGCUGGUGAAGCGCUUGUCCUCUAUUCUUCUCACCUUCAGGCUGAUAAGGCCCGCAAGGUUUUUGAUUCACUCGUCCUUUGGAACGCUCCCAUAAAGGCUAAUGUGGUUACGAACGAUAUGAACCUGGUUCAAUAAAAACAUUUUUUAUUAUGAAUAUGUAGGUAAAUAAAACGGGAAAAGAAACAAAACCAAAAUGUUUUAUUUUUAAUUUCUUUUUAAAAAAAUGAAAUACCAUCUCCGCAAAAAAAUUGAUCUAUAAAAUUUGAAUUUUAUAAAAUAAAAUAUAUUUAUUAAUUAUUUUCAUCUUAUUAUUUUUAUGUAUAAAAUAAUAAUAUUUCCAAACUAUCGAAUAUAAUUUAUUAUUAUUUUAUAUAAUAUAUCCUCCCUGUUUUUUUCAUUUAUAAAGAAGUCGUUUGCUCAAUCUGUUACUCUGAGACCCUUUUACCCUUACCGAUUAUUCCCCCUUUUCUUUACCCUUUCCCCCGUUCACAGUGAAUGCUAUAUUAUAUAUCUCAAAUACUAUUUGCAUUUAUAAAAUUUCGCUUAAAAAACUCAUUUUUUCCCAAAAAAUAAGAUAAAAUACAUAUUGAAAAAAACAUAAAAAAUAUUUAUAUUUGAUUUAUAAUGCUAAUUUUAAAUGUUUAGCCCUUUUAACUGAUCUUUUUUAUAAAAUGAAUAUUAUCUCUUAAAAAAGGUAUUACACAUAAUUAUUAUUUUUAUUCUAAUCAUAAUAAAACCUUAUGGUCUAAUUUUUGUCCUUCUAUAUAUAUUAAACCUGUAUUAGAUUUAAUUUUUUUAUAUUCGAUAUAUUAGAAGAUAAAAACAUUAAUGUAAAUUUACUUAAUAUAUACUAUGUAUAUUAUAUAUAUAUGUAUUAUAUAGUGGGGAAUAGGAUAUUUUGAGAUUAUCAUU
Gordionus sp. m RMFG-2023 is the source of this 6695-nucleotide messenger RNA. Its product is annotated as GATA zinc finger domain-containing protein 14-like. Gene Ontology annotation, cellular component: nucleoplasm; P-body. Gene Ontology annotation, biological process: miRNA-mediated post-transcriptional gene silencing; positive regulation of nuclear-transcribed mRNA poly(A) tail shortening. Lineage: Eukaryota; Metazoa; Nematomorpha; Gordioida; Chordodea; Parachordodidae. The coding region runs from base 804 to 5918 and encodes 1704 amino acids. The record is from RefSeq and is a predicted model, not a curated record. The transcript has 23 exons. Gene Ontology annotation, molecular function: nucleic acid binding.